CACCGGUACCAGUACCAUGCGUGAUUGUUAUUGAGGACCUAAUGUGUAAUGUCUAGAAUAAUGAAACGGACUGCUAGAUAUCUAGGUAGGUUCACCAGAGCUGUCGAAGUAGGGGGUUUGGAAACUUCAACUACCUAGCUACCUCCUUCCUACCUCCCAUUUGUACCUAGGUACCUAGGUGCUUUGCAAGGUGUGUAUAGAUUUCUUUACCGAGUUCAUGCGCACCUACAUGUGUCAUGAAUAAAACCAAUCUUCUAAAAAUAGCCUAGUCUAGCGGUUCAGAUUAUGGGUAUAGGUAUGUAUGUACAUAGGUGGUAUCAAUGGCCUUGGGAAUUCCAGGCAGACGCUUAUUUCUUACGGGCAUGCGAUGGAGGUACAUAGCCCACUGGUUCCACUUUCGCCCCCCCCUCCCCCCUGAAACUUGAGUAUGCAUAGGUAUGUAUAAGCACCUAAGUAGUCAGGUAAGUAAGUAGGUAGCGAGAUGAUAGUUCAGCACCUCCAGGCUGGGCAUAUUCCUAUACUUCUAUCAACGAUACUAUCUAUCAUCUUCCUGGAUCUUCUUAUUCUUUCCAGGAUGGAAGGGUGCCAGGGGAGCAAGCUCAGCAAACCAAGUCUAACAAGACGUCCUAUCAAGAUCAAAGACUUCACCUACCAGCACCUCGCGGACGGCGAGUUCCGCCUCCUGGCCAUCGAGCCGGCAGACAACCUACAGUCGCCAUUAAAGGCCAGACUUACCCACGCGUCGAUGACGGCUCCGCCCAGCUACCACGCGCUGUCGUAUACCUGGGGCCCGCCCGACCCCGCCUUGUACAUGCUCUGCGAGGGGAGCCAGAUGCGCAUCACGAAGAGCCUGCACGACGCGCUCUGCCAGCUGCGGCGCCGGGAUGAGGCGAUCACGGUGUGGGCGGACGCGGUGUGCAUCAACCAGGCAGACGACGCGGAGAAGUCGAGGCAGGUGGCGCUGAUGCGGGAGAUCUACGCGCGGGCCUCGUUCCUCUUCAUCUGGUUCGGGCACCCGGCCGAGCCUGACGACGCGGGCUUGGCAUUCGAAGCGCUGGGGACCCUCGAGGAGAUAUUUCUGAGGCACGCGGGCGCGGAUCACCUGCGCCUGCCCUGGCCCGAGGAGCACGGCGCGAGAUAUGCGGAGUGGGGAUUGAAAGCAGACGAAGACAUAAUCGGAUCCCCCGAUAUCCGCGCCGAGCAUUGGGAAGCCCUCGGGAGGUUUUACCUAGCGCCGUGGUUCAGCCGCGUCUGGAUCUUCCAGGAAGCCGUCUCCUUCGGCGGCGACCCGGCGUCGCACAUGACGGUAGCGUACGGGGCGCGCAGACUGUCGUGGGAUACGUUCGCCAAGGUGACGGGCGGGCUGUCCAUCUUCAGCGGUGUGCUCCGUCGGUUGACUACCGCAGCGGGUCUCGCGACGCAGGAUAAAUUCCCCUGGUUCAUCGUGCGGGCGAUACAGCUGGAUCGCAAUAGCUACACGGUGACGGUCCCCGUGCGCGAUGGGGUUGGCGUCGGCGAAGAGGAGGUCGUGGCGCUCCUGAAGCCAGGGCAAGGCGCUAAGCUGUGCGCGCUGGUUAGCGUUGAGUUCAUUCACGGCGAGGAGGGAGGAGAGCCUGAGACUGGAGCUGCGCGACAAGGAAGCAUGCGCCGAGUAAUUGAACUUGUUCGCGAUUCGGCCGCGAAACUAGACCUGGCGCCGGUCAGAUGCACGAUCAAAUUCACAUCCGACUGUUUCCGCACCACGGGCGGGAUCAACAGCUUCCUGUUCCACCACCUCAAUCUCGGGCGCCGGCUGUUCAGCACGGAUCCCCGGGACAAGCUGUUUGCGUUUUACGGCAUCUUGCAGGAUGAUGUAGGGGCCAAUGCUUUCCUGGUGCCCAACUACGGCAAGAGCGUGGUGGACGUGUAUAUCGACAUCACGCUCUACUUUAUCCAGCGCGAAUCAUGUCUCGAUAUAUUCGAGCUUCUCUACGACCAGCCUCGCGGCGGCUCUAUGAUGGCGAUCGCUGGCCUGCCGUCCUGGGCAAACGACUGGACGCAGACGGCGGAGCUGGAAAAGUUCCACACGACGGAUUUUUCGGCCGGGGGCUCCAAUUACCUAGGCAUGAGUUUUCACGCGCAAAACCUCAGACUGUCGGAUGACAGGAGGAGGCUAGGUCUACAAGUGUAUCCCGUCGGGACGAUAUACUACCACGUCCCGCCGCAGGACGAAUACACAUACGAGUACAUCCGCUCGAUGACCGAGUCGGGCAACUGGCCGUACGAGCACCGGCAGCUCGCCGCGGACAUGGCGAAAGAGGCGGGGAUUCUAGAGCCGAUGUUGGACUACUUCCAGUACAUCGACUGCCUGGGCCGCAUCAAGCUGCUGGAAUCCACGUUCACGUCGGCGUUCGACAGCAGCGAAGACAUGGCAGGGCUGCCGCCGCCAAGCAAGAUAAUCGAGUACUACACGGGCGAGACGCUCUACGAGACGUUCUGGCGCACGCUGGUCUGCAACCUCGAUAAGGAGGGCGCGCGGGCAGGCGACUGGGUCGCGGAGGCGUUCCAGGCGUACCACGACGCGUACGAGCACCUGUUCCAAUCGGACCGGACCGUGGAUAUCAGCAAGGAACAGAGCGAGCUGAGCCGGAAGUUCCAGAUGGAGCGCGAUAGGUAUACGCGGCGGCGGCGGUUCUGCGUCGCGAAUACUGGGUUCAUCGGGUGGGCGCCGCGGCGGGCCGCGGUGGGGGACACGAUAUGCGUGAUCCCGGGGGCGAGGACGCCGUAUGUGAUUAGGGAAUCUUGCGAGGAGAAAAAUGAGUGGGAGAUUAUUGGCCAUGCGUAUGUGCAUGGGCUGAUGGAGAAUGUUGUGGAAGAUAAGGAUGUUGGGCUCACGGAGAAAGGCAGGGAGUACUUGGGGCAAGACACGCUUCCUAUUGAUAUUUGGCUAGUUUGAUGGGAAUGGGGAAUUGGUGCUACCUACUGCCUUCUUUAGGUUGUGUCCCUUCUUAGAUAAACUGAGGUAUUUGACCUUAGGCGGUGGCCCUGACAUCGCAUAUUCUACUUAAGGCAUGCCUACGCCUCAGGAUUUCGUGCCUAGAUUUUAGGCCCAGCUGUCUUACAUAACAUCAAUGAUGAUUAUAACAGUCAAGGAGUCCAGUCGGAUUUUUUGACGCAUGAUGAAAGCUGUUGACGUAGUUUAGUUGAAGACCCUUUGCGAAUUUGAGCAAGUCAAG
This is a messenger RNA of Hypoxylon fragiforme, 3215 nucleotides long. RefSeq names its product heterokaryon incompatibility protein-domain-containing protein. The transcript has 3 exons. The coding region runs from base 482 to 2935 and encodes 817 amino acids. NCBI's taxonomy places the organism in Eukaryota, Fungi, Ascomycota, Sordariomycetes, Xylariales, Hypoxylaceae. The record is from RefSeq and is a predicted model, not a curated record.